AUCACAAUUUGUUGUGCUUAACUAUACAGUGCUAUUACUGUAUUCUACAUAAUAAGUAGGCCUACUGAGUCCUAUUAAUAACGUGUAUACUCUAGGGUUAGUGUUUAGUUUAGGUCAGGUCAGUUGCAUGCAAGUAUGCAGUGAUAUAAAUUCAAGCAAAUAUAAGAUAACUUCUAUUUUGUUUAUUGGCAUUUCUAACGAGAGCGCAACUGUCAAAAUCAGACUGGUGACGUCAUGUGUUGCGUCAUGUUCUCCUGCCCCCUCCGUUAUUCCUUACAAAGGGAAAACAUCUCGCGAGUAGGGUUUUGUUAUGAAAGCUUCGCGGACGCUGUUUUACGGUAUAUUAGUUUAAGCCGAAACGCGGACAAUAAGAGAAGGAAAACUGCAGUUAUCGGCAAAGCACGACAUAUUUGCCAGCGUAUCCGAUAGUGAUGCGUGAACAGACUCGUGCGCUGUGGAAUCUUUUCCAAUGAUAUCCAUAAAUCAAGAGGGAAGAUCCAGCACGGACGUAACAUCGGAAUACUUCUGAUUUUCCUCACAGCGAUGCUCAAGUAUUUGAUGUUGUUAAUGAUCAGCUCUGGAGUAACGUUACUUGAGGAGUAACACUUCAUAAUGGGAUGAUGUACUGUGUGUUGAUACUGCUGUUUGCAUCAUAAUCCCUCAACUGACAAUCAGAUGCUAUCUUACUGUGAUGAACUCAGAUCAUCUCCAUGAGGUUCCAACUGGAAAGAGAGAGUGAAAGUUGUCUCAUACAAUCCCAAACAUUUAACAGACCUCAACUCAUGAAGUUCACAAUCUGAACUAUGAAAAUGGAUAAACUCACCAUUAUUUCAGGAUGUCUCUUUCUCGCAGCAGAUAUCUUUGCUAUUGCAAGUAUUGCAAAUCCAGAUUGGAUCAAUACAGGCGGCCAAGAGGGAGCUCUUACUGUGGGUCUAGUCAAGCAAUGCCAGACCAUCCAUGGUAGAAACAGGAUAUGUAUCUCCCCGAGCCUUCCUCCAGAAUGGGUCAUUACCCUGUUCUUCAUUAUCUUGGGCAUCGUCUCGCUCUCUAUCACAUGUGGCCUGCUUGUGAUCUCACACUGGCGGCGAGAGGCAACAAAGUAUGCCCGCUGGAUUGCUUUCAUGGCAAUGAUCCUCUUCUGCAUGGCUGCCCUCAUAUUUCCAGUUGGAUUUUACAUCAAUCAAGUCGGAGGACAACCUUACAAAUUACCCAAUAAUACUGUUGUUGGGUCCUCAUAUGUACUUUUUGUUUUAUCAAUAUUUUUCACAAUAGUUGGACUUCUUUUUGCGGGUAAAGUCUGUCUGCCUGGCUGACAAUCCCUCUGGUUUUAAGAUUUUUUUUAUGCUAAAUUUUUUAACUACUUGACUUUUUCAAUGCCAGUGUGGUACAAAUAGCCAGAGGCGGACAGAGUGCACAGCUUCAUAGCUUGAGUAAAAGUACAGAUACCACUUGCUAAAUUUUACUCGAGUACAAGUAAAAGUACUACAGUUAGAUGUCUACUUAAGUAAUUUGUUUUUAAAAGUACUUUAGUAUCAAGAGUACAAGAGUACAUUUCCUAAAUAUUGCAUUACUACUGCCACAGUGCUUACUUACAUUUAUGUACAGAAACGUCCUACAUGGAGUUGACAUGGAUGAAAAAUGUUUAUGUUAAUACCUUGGAGAAUGUAAAAGGAAUUGAAAGUAAAAUCAAGUCAAUUUAAUAAUUUUAGUGACUCGCAUAUUUCAAUAUAAAUAACUUGAUGUGUUUUCUGAAGAUGAAUGAAAGUCUUGCAUUUUCAAUUCAAAUGCGAGUUCUGUCUCUCUAUAGACUGCUAUGCAACUAUCACUUUGACGCCUCAAAAAUGUCAUAAAGAGAAUCGAACACUUAAGUCCAAAUUUUCAGAAGAGACUCAAUGACUUUAUAUGAUGAACAGAUAGAAUUUAGGCUUUUAUUCACAUAUAAACAUUGAUCACCGAACAUAAACAAAAUUUUUACCAUGUUGCUUUAUUUAACAUUAAAGAAAAUUUCUGAAAAUUGAAAUAGUCUGGUGAGGUGGGGCCACCAGCUGUGUCUUCAUCCGUUGUUUCGUCCAUGGUUUCGGAUUUCUUAUCUAAAUCUGACCAUAGAGUUGACUUUGACGGAAAGCUGAAGGUGAUUGCUGAGAGGCUGUCCCAAUUAGUGGCGCCUGCACA
Pimephales promelas (fathead minnow) is the source of this 2172-nucleotide messenger RNA. RefSeq names its product modulator of smoothened b (gene mosmob). Lineage: Eukaryota; Metazoa; Chordata; Actinopteri; Cypriniformes; Leuciscidae. The record is from RefSeq and is a predicted model, not a curated record. Gene Ontology annotation, cellular component: Golgi apparatus; ciliary membrane. Gene Ontology annotation, biological process: negative regulation of smoothened signaling pathway.